Blumeria graminis f. sp. triticale is the source of this 4731-nucleotide messenger RNA. NCBI's taxonomy places the organism in Eukaryota, Fungi, Ascomycota, Leotiomycetes, Helotiales, Erysiphaceae. The record is from the annotation of a GenBank genome assembly.
AUGAGCUCCUCAUCCGUGAACAGAAAUGCGAGUGAGGAGGAAGAUAGGGUCGUUGGUAAUGGUAAGAAUCAAACCUUACGAACUCUUGAUGACAGGAACAAGCCAUUCGUAGCCAUUGGGUGUAGCCAGGCAAUAGCGAAGAAAGAUGACAUUACCCCGGAAAGACUGCGACCCAUAGAGGAUGAUAAAAGUCGAUGCAAGCUCAAUAAUAACCCAGAGACUGCUUUAGAUGAUAAAAUACUAUUUAAUGUCACACCUCGGAAAUCUACUAGCCCUACCGGUUCUUUCCUGUCGAUACCUGAUGAUUCACCAUCCGUCCAAGGCUCUGUUGUUUCUUCUCCUGGCAGGGCUAGUUUACGUCCGUCAAUCAACUCGCGGCGCAACUUUGAAAGUCCAACGCCAUCCUUUCGCCCAUUUGAUCGAAGAUUUCAGUCACGGCUUUUGAGCUCAACAUUUUCCGCUUCCAAAACUAGCACUUCGCAUUCUCCAAAACAUUCUCAGAGCCCGUCUGUCGGUAGCCAUAUACAUCUUGAUUUUCAAGAUUCCAGUCCUCCGUGGGACGUUAUCCGGUGGACAAGAUUGAAAAAGAUAAAUGGACAAGCCUUUUCGGAAGUUGGCAAACGAAAUCUAGGUGUACCUACAUGUAUAUCUGUUUCCACGUCCGUGGUGUUGGGAACAUCUAAGGGAAUAAUUUUAACUUUUGACUAUCACCAGAACCUCAAAUCUAUCAUCGGACCUGGAACGAAGGCUGUGGAAUGUGGACCAAUUACAUCCUUAGCCAUAUCAGCCGAUCAUUUAGUCAUUGCUGGUGGACAUGCAAAUGGCUCUAUAUUCACUUGGGAAAUGGAUAGGACUGCCCGCCCAUUUCUCCAUAUUCCUGGCCUCGAAUCAACAGAACUUGCCAAAUCAAAUGCAAGUGGUCACUUAUCAAAUGUAGCCAUCCACCAUCUCGGAUUUCUAGGUACAAGGCACACAGCUCUUGUCUCUGCUGAUGAGCGUGGAAUGGCAUUUUCCCACCUCGCGACUAGAGGCCUCGGAUCUGUGACUCGUGCGAUCAAAACCACCAGAAUUUUAGGACGAUAUCCAGGUUUGUCCAAAGUUAGUGGAAGACCGCAUCGUCCAAGCACCAUCUUUGCCCUGGCGCCUCUUCCACUGGGAAAUGUCGAGCAAGAAACGGAUACACUAGGCCUCACCGCUAUUCUGACUCCUCAUUUACUCGUGAUUGUUUCAACAACUCCAGUAGCGCAGACUCAGCACAAAAUUGUGAAGCCAAAAGAAAUAGAUACUGGCAGACCACUUAGUGGCUGCUUAGCUUGGUUUCCGGCCGUUAAGUUAAAGAGCCCAGAUCUUGAAAGUGGACAACACUUCUCUAAAGUAAAGUUGGUCUACUGUUGGUCAAAUAUAUUGAUGGUAUUAGACAUAGACGAGGUUGAUGCACUCGACAAACCAGUCAGCUUAACUUUUCGAUCUCGCAGUCGAUGGGAAUCUGAGGAGGCUAUCGUAGCUGUCCAAUGGCUCAGUCGAUCAGUUCUGACAGUGCUUACCAUCACUCAACGCUUGAUUAUCCUUGAAGAUGGCAACAUGCGAGUUGUAGAAGCACUUGACCUUGCUCCUAAAUAUAUUUAUCAUCAAGACUUCUUCUCAAAGCAAAUAAAUGGCCUUGUGGAGCCAUCCGAUGACGAUAACUCACUCAUGUCUAUAUCCACUGCAGACGCAUUUUACAUGAGUUUUAAAGCAUAUAAAAGUCGAAUGUUCCUUCUAGGUUUCAACGAUGUAUCGAUCGGAACAUUGUCGAAUUGGGCAGACAGACUUAUAGCUAUAAUGGAAGAAGGUAAAUACGUAGAAGCGAUAAGAUUAGCAACAUCAUACUAUGCUGGAAAUGCUGAUAAGCUUAUUAUCGGACUACCAGAGAAUUCUGAACUGCGCCAUUCAAUCGUUGGAGACAAAUUAAUUGAAAUUAUGAUGGUUUCCUUAAAACGCACUUUUCGUCACCAAAACGCACAGCAGGAGUUGAAUUUGAAUUAUUUGAAAGAUCUUGCCGAUGCAUGCUUAGAAGCCUGUCUUAAUGUCCAAGACAAUGAAUUUCUAUAUGAUGAAAUGUUUGAGUGGUUCCAGAACUAUGGUCAAAGUGGUAUUUUUUGCGAUUCACUUGAGCCUCGAAUUCUAGAGAAACGCAUCACCAUCCUACCUCCUGCAGUUGUGAAGGGAAUGAUAACUCAUUUCGUAAAACAAAAGCGAGAAAGUCAACUGGAAGAAAUUCUUUGCCAUAUUGAUCCCUCCACGCUGGAUAUAGAUCAAGUCACUACUUUGUGUAAAGAGCAUAACCUAUAUGAUGCUUUUAUCUUUGUCUGGAAUCGAGCGUUAUUCGACUAUAUCACCCCUCUUACUGAACUCCUGGCUCUUUUGAUUCCGCCCGAAAAAAAUAUCAAGGGCAUAGGCACAGGAUGUGACGCAGAAGAUAUGUUUUCCGGUUCCAACCCUUCAAAGAUAUUUCCUUACUUGUCUUUCACGUUGACAGGUCGGGUUUAUCCUACGGGACAGACACUGAGUAUUCUAGAUUCACGGAAAGCGCAGGCUGAGUUGUACUGGUUCCUAUUCUCUAGUAGGACCAUAACUUGGCCCCAAACCACGGGACAGCCAGUAUUAACCCAAACCAGCCUAGCAUCUGAGCCCUCAUUUCCAUAUCUUCGUACGAUUCUAAAAUUCGAUACUCCAAGCUUCUUGAGUGUUCUCAACGAAGCGUUUGAAGAUCCAUUUUUGAACGACACUCCGGAUAAAGCUCAGUGUGAUGUGGCAGGUCUAGAUUUGUCUAAAGAGCAAACACUUGGACUUCUGAUUAACAGGCAGUACAUCAUUACCAUUCUUCAAGAAGUUCUGAACCAACCAGAUUUUCCAGCCGAUGAUACUAUUUAUCUUGACAUGUUCAUUGCUAGAAACUUACCUAAAUUUCCACAAUAUCUCCUUCUUUCAAGCUCUGUUCUAAAUAAUGUCCUCCAAAGACUCUGUAACUAUCCCGGGCACGAUAUUUCUGAUGAUGCGCAACUAAGUGUUGAAUAUCUCCUCUCAGCAUAUCGUCCUUCCAACCUACAAUCUCUGUUGCCACUCUUUCGGAAAGUGGGAUUUUUCCGGGUCCUCAAAGGAAUAUAUAGAUCAGAAAGGCUCUCCAGGAAUCUACUGGAAACAUAUUUUGAAGAUCCGAACGAUCGAUAUUCUGUCUUUGAGUGCAUAUCAGACUGCUUGAGGCCUCAUUCAGGCUUAGUUAAACGGCAUGUCAAAGAAAUUUAUGAGAUAUUACAAUCUCAUGCUGUAGAACUCGUAAAUUUGGAUGCAGUAAAGACAGCACAAACGAUAGAUUUACAUGCGCCCGUAUUACAUGAGGAUUUUUUAGGUGCGCUGCCUGAUAAAUCUGAGCUACAGUACAUAUAUCUUCGCACUCUAUUUGAAACAAAUAAGAAAGAGGAUGAAACCACCAAGUUACUAAACUCGAAAUUUAUGGAGUUAUAUCUGCAGCUUAUGUGCAGAUUUGAACCAUCUCUUGUCGCGACCUUUGUCGAGAAAGUUCAAAUAACUGAUUUACGUCUUGAACAAGUCUUACCGUAUAUGGAGAAGAGUGGAGUUGUUGACGCAGCCAUCAUGCUAAUGACUAGAGACGGCCAGUUUAAUGAAGCAAUGAACCGACUAGUCGAACACUUGACAAAAAUAGAGAACUUGAUUAUAGGGCUUGUAACAGCCCUAGCUGGAGAAUUCCUUUCUACAAAUGUAAAUGCAAUUAAAGUAUUGCUUAAUUCCCUUAUCAAGUACACAGAUGUUGGAAUCUGGCUAUGCCAAAAUUAUAGUCAACGUUCUGACAGCUCUGGGCUAGUUUUUGCCUCAAGAAAGGCAACACUAAGCCAAAAUCUCCUUCCAGAAGAAGUAUUGUGGCUUGAUAUCAUCGAUGCAAUUGUACAGAUCACUCGAAAUCUGACUUCAAGCUUUGAAAAAGCGGAACUCCGCGGAAUCUCAGAACAUGGUCCCAUAUUGACUCGCAUGCGCACACCCGCGCAACGCGUUUUCACUGCAUUAUUAACCUUAACAUCAUCGCCUAACAAUUCCAGUACUGGUAUCUCAUUCAUGAAGAUACUUCAAGCAUUUCUCGCCCGAGCCUCAUUAACAUCUCCUAAUCUGAGCGACCUCCGGGCUGUUCUAGCAUCAGUUUUCUCAGCUUAUGCAUAUGAAGAGAGUAUUUUGAGAUUAGCAAAUCGAUUUUUGGAAAAAGACCUAUUUCUCAGUGUCCAGGUCGCCAAUCUCGCACGCCAGCGCGGAUGGAGACCUCGUGGCCCCAAUUGCGAAGGCUGUGGUCGACGGUUGUGGGGUCCAAAAGCACCCGGUGACAUUUAUUCGAAAUGGGAGAAGCGAGAAAUGCAGAAUAUAAAGCGAAGGAAAGAACGUAGCACUGAACUAGCCGGUGGUCACAUUGAACGUGGCAAAGGCCGGGCCCGUCUCCAGAUGACCAGCGGAAGUACGGUCGACGAAAACCCAUGUCUCAAGAUCGCCAACAAUGUAGGCAUGGAGGAUGACGAGAUAGAGUCCCUUAAAACCAAGAGAUUAGUGGGUCAGAAAGAGUUAGAUCUAGGCCCUCUUAUAGUGCUGGCUUGUAGGCAUACCUAUCACCAAUCGUGUCUAGAACAUAUGCAAGGCGAGGAGGUAGCUGUAUUGGACAGCAGGGAGUUUCGUUGUCCCAUAGACGGGUGA